AUGCAUCGCACCUAUUCUAUGCGCACCACUCGCCAUGCCCUGCGCCGCAAUGCUGGUGGUGCCUUUGGCCCCGAUCUGGCCAAGAAGCUGGCGCAGCUCGUCAAGAUGGAGAAGAACGUCAUGCGAAGCUUGGAGACCGUCGCCAAGGAGCGCAUGGAGGUUGCUCAACAACUGUCCAUCUGGGGCGAGGGUGGCGAUGAGGACGUUUCCGACGUUACCGACAAGCUCGGGGUAUUACUCUACGAGAUUGGCGAACUGGAGGACCAGUAUGUCGACCGCUACGACCAGUAUCGUAUUACCAUGAAGAGCAUUCGCAACAUUGAGGCUUCUGUUCAGCCUAGUCGAGACCGCAAGCAGAAGAUUACCGACCAGAUUGCUCAGCUCAAGUACAAGGAACCCAAUUCCCCCAAGAUUGUUGUCUUGGAGCAGGAGCUUGUCCGUGCCGAGGCCGAGUCGCUCGUCGCCGAGGCUCAGCUCUCCAACAUUACUCGCGAGAAGGUCAAGGCUGCCUACACGUACCAGUUCGACGCUCUGCGUGAGCAUAGCGAAAAGGUGGCCAUCAUCGCCGGCUAUGGCAAGCACCUACUUGAACUCAUUGACGACACGCCCGUCACCCCCGGCGAGACCAGACAGGCAUACGACGGAUAUGAGGCUAGUAGGGCCAUCAUCCAGGACUGUGAAGAUGCCCUCACCAACUGGGUCACAGCCAACGCCGCCGUAUCUUCCAAGCUCUCCACCCGGUCCCGUACCCUGUCCCAGCGCCGCCGCAACAACAUCCGUACCAGAAACGAGGGCGGCCAUGACCUGUCUGCCCAGGACGCUCCUCUGAAUGACGGCGGCUCCUGGAUCGGACGCCACGGCGCGGAAAGCGAAGAAGAAGAGGAAGAUGAGGAAGAGGCUGGCAGCGACAUGAACGCUGACUCCCGUGGCCGUACCAAGGAAGCCCUGGCCGCUUAA
Metarhizium album ARSEF 1941 is the source of this 957-nucleotide messenger RNA. RefSeq lists its product as uncharacterized. Gene Ontology annotation, cellular component: eisosome filament; plasma membrane. The coding region runs from base 1 to 957 and encodes 318 amino acids. The record is from RefSeq and is a predicted model, not a curated record. Gene Ontology annotation, molecular function: lipid binding. The transcript has 4 exons. NCBI's taxonomy places the organism in Eukaryota, Fungi, Ascomycota, Sordariomycetes, Hypocreales, Clavicipitaceae. Gene Ontology annotation, biological process: endocytosis; negative regulation of protein kinase activity; eisosome assembly.